GGGGCUCGCCCCCCGCCGCCGCCGCCCGCACCGCGCCGCCUCCCGGGCAGCCCCCGCCGCCGCCGCGCAACAGUUGCCCCCAAGUCGCGGCCGUUCCCCCGCAUCCUCCUCGGGGAACCCCCCCCCCCCCCGCCCCGCGGCACCGAGGGGAGGAGGAGGAGGCGAGGGGGGGCUGCGCGGAGCCGCCGCCGCUUUGCAGCGCUGAGCACCGGCCGCUCUCACCGCUCCGCCGCCGCCCGGGACCGGGAGAAGGAGCCCCUCGGAUCCCGGCUGCUCGCUUCAACCCCGCAGCGAUGGAGCGGGGCGGCGGGGCCGAGGCGCGGCUCCUCUCCGCCGGGAGCAGCCGUCCUCUCCUCCGCCGGUGGGAGCGGAGCAGCCCUGCCGCUGGGCACCGGCUCCCCUGCUAGGCUACCGGCGUGCCGAGCCCCGUCCCGCAACGCCGGAACCUCUUGUGCAUCCCUCUGUGCAUCCCCCAAACUCCUCGUUCAUCCCCUCCACCCCCCUUGUGCAUCCCCCUGUGUCCCCCCAAACCCCUUGUGCAUCCCCCUGUGCACCCCCAAACCUCUUGUGCAUCCCCUCCAGCCUGUUGUGCCUCCCCCUGUGCACCCCCAAAUCCCUUGUGCAUCCCUUUGUGGUUUCCCCUGUGUCCCCCCAAACCCUUUGUGCAUCCUCUUCAUCCCCUUGUGCACCCCCUGAACCCCUCGUGCAUCCCCCUUCUGCACCCCCAAACCCUUUGUGCUCCCCUCUCUGUGCCUUCCAUCCUCAAGCCCUCUCCCUUGCAUGCAGCCCCAGGGCUGCAGGAGCCGGGGCCACACACGAUGGGCACCAAGCAGACCAAGAGCUGCCAAGCGGGCAGCGCUGCGGAGAGCCCCCCGGCCCAUCACCGCAAGAAAGCGCCCCCCAGGGAAAGGGGGGAUUUCCUCGCGUCCCUCGUGGUGAAGUCCGGCGAGAAGUUUGGGAAGGGCGGCGGCAGCAGCCUGCCCCCUUACCACCGGCGGAUCUGCAUGAUCCAGGACAUGCUGGUGCUGGUGAAGCAGGGGAAGCAGGAGGAGGCCACCGAGCUGCUGAGGCACCUGCGGCAGGAUUUAGGAAUGGAGUCAACCUCUCUGGAUGAUGUCCUCUAUCGAUAUGCCAGUUUUCGAAACCUGGUGGAUCCAAUCACUCAUGACUUGAUCAUCAGCCUCGCUAGAUACAUCCACUGCCCCAAACCGGAAGGGGACUCCCUCGGGGCCAUGGAGAAGCUCUGCCGGCAGCUCACCUACCACCUCAGCCCCCACUCGCAGUGGAGACGCCAAGGCAUCAUGAAGAGGAAGCCUCAGUCCUGUUUGAAAGCUGUCCUGAUGGGGAAGCCUCAGGACAACACUGUGGACUUGUCGGGCAUCCCACUGACCCUGAAGGACUUGGACCGCGUCACGUCCUACCUCCAGCACAGCUCGGAGCACAUCGACACGGUGGAGCUGUGCUUCACGGAGCUGACGGAUGACAUGCUGCUGCAGCUCCUGCCCGUGCUCUGCGUGCUGCCCCACCUCACCACCCUCUCCCUCAACGGCAACCGGCUCACCAAAGCCAUCCUACGGGACCUCACCGAAGCCCUCAAAGACCCCAAGAAGUUCCCCAGCGUCACCUGGAUCGACCUGGGCAACAACGUGGACAUCUUCUCCUUGCCGCAACCCUUCUUGGUCAGCCUAAAGAGACGAUGCCCGAAGCAAGGGAACUUACCAACCAUCCUGGAGUUUGGGGAGGGGCAGGUAAGUGAUUUGGAGAGCCUGGAUGGUCUGGCUGACAGUCAGGAGGACCUGCGAGCUGGACCAGACAAGACUGACAACACAGGCUUGCAGCAGACAGACAGAACAGUUGAGGAGCUCCCCAACUCGGAGCAAGGUGCUGCGACACCACAGACAUGAUGUCUGGCUCCGUAGCUCUUGGAUGGGCACGUUGAGCAAGGAUGACUUACAACUGAGACCUCGGUGAUGAAGACAGAUCCAUACAGCUUUGGGAGUCCAGAUUGCUGCCUUCCUCCUGUACCAUGAAUGUCAACUUGUUUUUCCUUUCAAAGAACACAUAAAGGUGAUCAUGUUGAAUACUUGUAUUUUAUGGAAGCUGGCCAGGUUAUUUUUAAACAUUAGGGAUGUGCUGUGCUUUUUAACCUCUCAAAAACGCAUCUCCAAGGUGGUGUAAGAUGAGGCUCUUAGAAGAGCACAAAGAGGUGAAGAAGUGCCCAGACUUAGAGAAGGUCUCCCUUUCCUUAGCACUGGAUCUAACCAGACCCCAGCUGCUCUCUCCCACGUGUGAUUGGCAGACAGCAGCCACCUGAAGAGGACUGCUGUCAAGAUAAACCUUAAAUCCUUUCCAAUCCUGACUUCAGGAAUGGCUGAGGAAUAGUGUAUCUGCUGAGAUAGACCAGUCUGAUCACACGCUAACUGGGGGUGUUAACAUUGUGAGCCAGCACAAAGAGAGACCUUGGCUUUGCUGGUGUGGACCUAAACCCCAUCCCACAGUGUGCCUGGACACCACUCACCCUCCAGCCUUACCCAGAUCAGGCUGGCACUUGUGCCUGCCCAGUACUUACUCAGAUGUAAACCCCAGUUUACAUCUGAGUAAUGUAAUACUCAUGAUGCUGUAAUAACUCCAGAGCUUUUAUUGUGGUACCUGGAGCAAUGCUGGGAGUAUCUGAUCCAUUCUGGGGAGGGAUCUGCAAGAUCUGGAGCCGGGGCUCAGCUCAGGUUCAUUCCUGACAAGAGAGAACACAAUACUGAAGGUUUAUAAGAGGAAAACAAUCCUGGGUUCAUCCCUGUGCCACUGCCACUGAUGCAGCCUCAGCAUCACCUGUGUCCUUUGGAGUUCCUUGGACCAGAAGUGCUUUGUUUCCAAAAUGUAGUUUUGGGUUUUUUCAUAAGAGACAUGGUUUCGAUGUGAUUUUAGAUAGAAAAUGGCUCAACCCAGAGCAGCAGCAGCACUGGAAUGUGCACUUUGGCUUUUGAACCAGAAUUCCAUUUGAUCCUAAAAACCUGGGGGAGGGCAGAAAAAGGUGAAAACCUUCCUCUGCCUCAUGUUCAAUGGCCCAGACAUGACUCCCUUGGCUAACAGGGAGCCCCUUUCUACCUGUUCAAAGCCCUGACCAGCUUUACACCCUGUUUCCCUGGCUCACAGCAGUGACUCUCUGGCUUUGCUUUCUCUGGGUGCAAACAGACUUCUGGCCAUCUCCUUGGCUCUGUUCAUUCAACAUCACUGCACCAGGAAGCUUUUUCCUAGAGGAGCUUCACACUGUCAGUGGUUUUAGGUAACUUAGAAGAGACUCUGCUACUCGUUUUAAUACACUUGGCACCAUUCAGUAUGAUUUGCAUGUAUCCAAGCCUUUUCCCUUCUUUUUUUAAUGCUAACUCUUCCCAACAGGCAUGAGAAAAAACUUGGCAGUGAAUAAACUGUUCUGUUUGAAAUAAAGGAGAUAUCCAUCAUCUAAAUAAAUGACAAUGUUUAUUAAA
This is a messenger RNA of Strigops habroptila (Kakapo), 3482 nucleotides long. It is a transcript of the gene LRRC75A, whose product is annotated as leucine rich repeat containing 75A. The coding region runs from base 819 to 1904 and encodes 361 amino acids. The transcript has 4 exons. NCBI's taxonomy places the organism in Eukaryota, Metazoa, Chordata, Aves, Psittaciformes, Psittacidae. The record is from RefSeq and is a predicted model, not a curated record.